AUGCCGGAUUUCACGUUUUCGCUGGUGCAGCAGGUCGCUGAGGCGCGGCUCUACCGGGGCUGCUUCCUGGGUCGCGCUGUCGUGGCCAAGCUCCGCUUCCCCAAGCGCUACCGGCACCCGGCGCUGGAGGAGCGGCUGAGCCGGCGGCGCACGGCGCAGGAGGCGCGGUCUCUGCUGCGCUGCCGCCGCGCAGGCAUUUCUGCACCCGUGGUAUACUUUGUGGAUUAUGUCUCCAACUGUAUCUAUUUGGAAGAUAUUGUAGGAUCGAUGACUGUUCGGGAUUAUAUCAUUUCUGUACAGCAGCGCGAAAAGGACACUAGCGGCCUCUUUACCUUAGCAGAGAAGAUAGGCGAGGUUUUGGCUCGGAUGCACGAUGAGGAUCUUAUACAUGGGGAUCUUACGACGUCCAACAUACUCUUGCGGCCCCCAGCAGAGAAGCUGGACCUCGUGCUGAUAGACUUUGGACUGAGUUUUAUAUCUGGCCUACCUGAGGAUAAAGGGGUUGAUUUGUAUGUCCUGGAGAAAGCCUUUCUUAGUACUCAUCCAAACACAGAGACUCUGUUUGAAGCUCUGUUGAAGAAAUACGCAGCUAUGUCAAAAAAAUCGAGCCCAGUGAUCAAAAAAUUGGAUGAAGUACGACUAAGGGGAAGAAAGAGAUCCAUGGUUGGAUAGAAGCAAGCAGACUUUGUGGAAGGGUGGGGAAAUGACUUCUCAUGUUCUGCAAAGGUCUCCAGUGGCUUGUAUUCACUGUUUUGGUAACUUUCAGUCCAAUAAACCAGCUUAAUACAA
Molecule: messenger RNA, 789 nt
Organism: Alligator sinensis (Chinese alligator)
Lineage: Eukaryota; Metazoa; Chordata; Crocodylia; Alligatoridae
Gene: TP53RK
Product: TP53 regulating kinase
Exons: 3
Coding region: 1-672 (223 amino acids)
Biological process (GO): protein phosphorylation
Cellular component (GO): EKC/KEOPS complex; cytosol; nucleus
Molecular function (GO): protein serine/threonine kinase activity; ATP binding
Source: RefSeq, a predicted model, not a curated record